AUGGAGGCGUCAGAUGAGCUCCGCCAGGAAGAGGGGGUGGAAGGGCUGGAUUUGGAGGAUCAGGACCAGGAGGAUCCUGUCCCUGAGCCCGACGUGGAGCAGAUGGCCAUCGACUGGCUCACGGGCAACUUCUACUUCGUGGAUGACAUUGAUGACAGGAUCUUCGUCUGCAACAAAAACGGGGACACCUGCGUCACGCUGCUGGACCUGGAGCUGUACAAUCCCAAGGGAAUUGCGCUGGACCCAGCCAUGGGCAAGGUGUUCUUCACCGACUACGGGCAGAUCCCCAAGGUGGAGCGCUGUGACAUGGACGGGCAGAACCGCACCAAGCUGGUGGACAGCAAGAUUGUCUUCCCUCACGGCAUCACCUUGGACCUGGUGAACCGCCUGGUGUACUGGGCUGAUGCCUACCUGGACUACAUCGAGGUGGUGGACUACGAGGGCAAGAACAGGCACACCAUCAUCCAGGGCAUCCUGAUCGAGCACCUGUACGGGCUGACGGUCUUCGAGAACUACCUGUACGCCACCAACUCGGACAACGCCAACGCCCAGCAGAAAACCAGCGUCAUCCGCGUCAACCGCUUCAACAGCACCGAGUACCAGGUGGUGACACGCGUGGACAAGGGCGGAGCGCUGCACAUCUACCACCAGCGGCGCCAGCCCACAGGUGGGAGCCUGCACUGUGUCUCUUCCUGUGAGAGCUGUGCCAUGUGGUUGAUGGAUCAUGGAGACUGUCCCUGUCUCUGCACAGAGCCCGAGCACGAGCUGUUCCUGGUGUACGGGAAGGGGCGUCCUGGCAUCAUCCGAGGGAUGGACAUGGGCGCCAAGGUGCCGGAUGAGCACAUGAUCCCCAUCGAGAACCUCAUGAACCCCCGGGCCCUGGACUUCCACGCUGAGACCGGCUUCAUCUACUUUGCCGACACCACCAGCUACCUCAUCGGGCGCCAGAAGAUCGAUGGCACGGAGCGAGAGACCAUCCUGAAGGACGGCAUCCACAAUGUGGAGGGGAUCGCCGUGGACUGGAUGGGGAACAACCUGUACUGGACGGAUGAUGGCCCCAAGAAGACCAUCAGUGUGGCACGGCUGGAAAAGGCUGCCCAGACACGGAAGACGCUGAUCGAGGGGAAGAUGACACAUCCCCGCGCCAUCGUGGUGGAUCCCCUGAACGGGUGGAUGUACUGGACAGACUGGGAGGAGGAUCCCAAGGACAGCAAGAGGGGCAAGAUCGAGAGGGCCUGGAUGGAUGGCUCCAACCGCAACAUCUUCAUCACCUCCAAGACCGUCCUGUGGCCCAAUGGGCUGAGCCUGGACAUCCCAGCCAAGAUCCUGUACUGGGUGGAUGCUUUCUACGACCGCAUCGAGAUGGUUUAUCUCAAUGGCACCGAGCGGAAGAUCGUGUAUGAGGGCCCGGAGCUGAACCACGCCUUUGGGCUGUGCCACUACAGCAACUUUCUGUUCUGGACCGAGUACCGCAGCGGCAGCAUCUACCGGCUGGACCAGGCCUCCAAGGCCGUGAGCCUGCUCCGCAACGAGCGCCCGCCCAUCUUCGAGAUCCGCAUGUACGACGCGCAGCAGCAGCAAGUGGGCUCCAACAAAUGCCGUGUCAACAACGGGGGCUGCAGCAGCCUGUGCCUGGCCACCCCCCGGGGCCGUCAGUGCGCCUGUGCCGAGGACCAGAUCCUGGGGUCGGACUCUGUCACCUGCCAGGCCAACCCAUCGUACGUCCCCCCGCCGCAGUGCCAGCCCGGCGAGUUCGCCUGCAAGAACAACCGCUGCAUCCAGGAGCGCUGGAAAUGCGAUGGGGACAACGAUUGCCUGGACAACAGCGAUGAGGCCCCCGAGCUCUGCCACCAGCACACCUGCCCUUCGGACCGCUUCAAGUGCAAGAACAACCGCUGCAUCCCCAACCGCUGGCUCUGUGACGGGGACAAUGACUGUGGGAACAACGAGGACGAGUCCAACUCCACCUGCUCAGCCCGGACCUGCUCCCCCAACCAGUUCUCCUGCGCCAGCGGCCGCUGCAUCCCCAUCUCCUGGACGUGUGACCUGGACGACGACUGCGGGGACCGCUCGGACGAGUCUGCCUCGUGUGCCUACCCGACCUGCUUCCCCCUGACACAGUUCACCUGCAACAACGGGCGCUGCAUCAACAUCAACUGGCGCUGUGACAACGACAACGACUGCGGGGACAACAGCGACGAGGCGGGCUGCAGCCACUCCUGCUCCAGCAACCAGUUCAAGUGCAACAGCGGGCGCUGCAUCCCCGUGCACUGGACCUGUGACGGGGACAACGACUGUGGCGACUACAGCGACGAGACCCACGCCAACUGCACCAACCAGGCCACGCGCCCGCCCGGGGGCUGCCACACGGACGAGUUCCAGUGCCGGCUGGACGGGCUGUGCAUCCCCAUGCGCUGGCGCUGUGACGGCGACACGGACUGCAUGGACUCCAGCGACGAGAAGAACUGCGAGGGGGUCACCCACGUCUGUGACCCCAACGUCAAAUUUGGCUGCAAGGACUCGGCCCGGUGCAUCAGCAAGGCCUGGGUCUGUGACGGGGACAGCGACUGCGAGGACAACUCUGACGAGGAGAACUGCGAGUCCCUGGUGUGCAAACCCCCCUCGCACACCUGUGCAAACAACACCUCCAUCUGCCUGCCCCCCGAGAAGCUCUGCGAUGGCUCCGACGACUGCGGCGACGGCUCCGACGAGGGCGAGCUCUGCGACCAGUGUUCUCUCAACAACGGCGGCUGCAGCCACAACUGCACGGUGGCCCCUGGCGAGGGCAUCGUGUGCUCCUGUCCCCUGGGCAUGGAGCUGGGUGCUGACAACAAGACCUGCCAGAUCCAGAGCUACUGUGCCAAGCACCUCAAGUGCAGCCAGAAGUGCGAGCAGGACAAGUACAAUGUCAAGUGCUCCUGCUACGAGGGCUGGAUGCUGGAGCCUGAUGGCGAGAGCUGCCGCAGCCUGGACCCCUUCAAACCGUUCAUCAUCUUCUCCAACCGCCACGAGAUCCGGCGCAUCGACCUGCACCGGGGGGACUACAGCGUGCUGGUGCCCGGGCUGCGCAACACCAUCGCCCUGGACUUCCACCUCAACCAGAGCUCCCUGUACUGGACCGACGUGGUGGAGGACAAGAUCUACAGGGGGAAGCUGCUGGAGAAUGGGGCUCUGACCAGCUUUGAGGUGGUGAUCCAGUACGGCCUGGCCACCCCCGAGGGACUGGCCGUGGACUGGAUCGCUGGUAACAUCUACUGGGUGGAGAGCAACCUGGACCAGAUCGAGGUGGCCAAGCUGGAUGGCACCAUGAGGACCACGCUGCUGGCCGGGGACAUCGAGCACCCCCGCGCCAUCGCCCUGGACCCUCGCUACGGGAUCCUGUUCUGGACGGACUGGGACGCCAGCCUGCCCCGCAUCGAGGCCGCCUCCAUGAGCGGCGCAGGCCGACGCACCAUCCACAAGGAGACGGGCUCGGGGGGAUGGCCCAACGGGCUCACUGUUGACUACCUGGAGAAGCGGAUCCUCUGGAUUGAUGCCAGGUCGGAUGCCAUCUACUCAGCCCUGUACGAUGGGACGGGGCACAUUGAGGUGCUGCGGGGACACGAGUACCUGUCCCACCCCUUCGCUGUCACCCUGUACGGGGGGGAGGUGUACUGGACCGACUGGCGUACCAACACCUUGGCCAAGGCCAACAAGUGGACGGGGCACAACGUGACCGUGGUUCAGAGGACCAACACGCAGCCCUUUGACCUGCAGGUGUAUCACCCCUCCCGGCAGCCCCUGGCUCCUAAUCCCUGCGAAGCCAACGGCGGCAAAGGGCCGUGUUCCCACCUCUGCCUCAUCAACUACAACCGCACCUUGUCCUGUGCCUGCCCCCACCUCAUGAAGCUGGACAAGGACAACACCACCUGCUAUGAGUUUAAGAAGUUCCUGCUGUACGCGCGGCAGAUGGAGAUCCGGGGCGUGGACAUCGACAACCCCUACUACAACUACAUCAUCUCCUUCACCGUGCCCGACAUCGACAACGUCACCGUGGUGGACUACGACGCUCUGGAGCAGCGGAUUUACUGGUCAGAUGUCCGCACCCAGACCAUCAAGAGAGCCUUCAUCAACGGCACCGGCGUGGAGACCGUCGUCUCUGCAGACCUGCCCAACGCUCACGGCCUCUCCGUGGAUUGGGUUUCCAGAAACCUCUUCUGGACCAGCUACGACGCCAACAAGAAGCAGAUCAACGUGGCCAGGCUGGACGGCUCCUUCAAGAACGCCGUGAUCCAGGGGCUGGACAAGCCCCACUGCCUGGUGGUGCACCCGCUGCGGGGGAAGCUCUACUGGACAGAUGGGGACAACAUCAGUGUGGCCAACAUGGACGGCAGCAACCGCACGCUGCUCUUCACCAACCAGAAGGGACCUGUUGGCCUGGCCAUCGAUUACCCAGAGAGCAAACUGUACUGGAUCAGCUCUGGCAAUGGCACCAUCAACAGGUGUGACCUGGAUGGCAGCAACCUGGAGGUGAUCGAGUCCGUGCGGAGCCAGCUGAGCAAAGCCACCGCCCUGGCCAUCAUGGGGGACAAGCUGUGGUGGGCUGACCAGGCCUCCGAGAGGAUGGGCACCUGCAACAAGAAGGACGGGACGGAGGUGACGGUGCUGCGCAACAGCACCACGCUGGUGAUGCACAUGAAGGUGUACGAUGAGAGCAUCCAGCAAGCUGGGACCAACCCCUGCAGCCAAAACAACGGGGACUGCUCGCAGCUGUGCCUCCCCACCUCGGAGACCUCCCGCUCCUGCAUGUGCACCGCGGGCUACAGCCUCAAGAGCGGGCAGCAGUCCUGUGAAGGUGUUGGCUCCUUCCUCCUGUACUCGGUGCACGAGGGAAUCCGGGGCAUUCCCCUGGACCCCAAUGACAAGUCCGACGCUCUCGUGCCGGUGUCAGGAACCUCCCUGGCUGUGGGAAUCGACUUCCAUGCAGAGAACGACACGAUUUACUGGGUGGACAUGGGCCUGAGCACCAUCAGUCGAGCCAAGCGGGACCAGACGUGGCGUGAGGACGUGGUGACCAACGGCAUUGGGCGAGUGGAGGGCAUCGCCGUGGACUGGAUUGCUGGAAACAUCUACUGGACGGACCAGGGCUUCGAUGUCAUCGAGGUGGCCAGGCUGAACGGCUCCUUCCGCUACGUGGUCAUCUCACAGGGGCUGGACAAGCCACGGGCCAUCACGGUCCAUCCUGAGAAGGGGUACCUGUUCUGGACAGAGUGGGGGCAGUACCCGCGCAUCGAGCGCUCGCGCCUGGAUGGCACCGAGCGGAUGGUGCUGGUCAACGUCAGCAUCAGUUGGCCCAACGGGAUUUCUGUGGAUUAUGAGGAUGGGAAGCUGUACUGGUGUGAUGCCCGGACAGACAAGAUCGAACGGAUCGACCUGGAGACGGGCGAGAACCGGGAGGUCGUCCUGUCCAGCAACAACAUGGACAUGUUCUCCGUGUCGGUCUUCGAGGAAUACAUCUACUGGAGCGAUAGGACUCACGCCAACGGCUCCAUCAAAAGAGGCAACAAGGACAAUGCCACCGAGUCGGUGUCGCUGCGGACCGGGAUCGGCGUGCAGCUCAAGGACAUCAAAGUCUUCAACCGGGCCCGGCAGAAGGGCACCAACAUCUGUGCCCAGAACAACGGGGGCUGCCAGCAGCUGUGCCUGUUCCGCGGCGGCGGGCAGAGGACGUGCGCCUGCGCCCACGGGAUGCUGUCGGAGGAUGGCGUGAGCUGCCGGGACUACGACGGGUACCUGCUCUACUCGGAGCGCACCAUCCUCAAGAGCAUCCACCUCUCGGACGAGAACAACCUCAACGCGCCCAUCAAGCCCUUCGAGGACGCGGAGCACAUGAAGAACGUCAUCGCCCUGGCCUUCGAUUACCGCUACGGCUCCAAGGGCAGCAACCGCAUCUUCUACAGCGACAUCCACUUCGGCAACAUCCAGCAGAUCAACGACGACGGCACGGGCCGCAAGACCAUCGUGGAGAACGUGGGCUCUGUGGAGGGGCUGGCGUACCACCGCGGCUGGGACACGCUGUACUGGACCAGCUACACCACCUCCACCAUCACCCGCCACACCGUGGACCAGAGCCGCGUCGGGGCCUUCGAGAGGGAGACCGUGAUCACCAUGUCAGGGGACGACCACCCCCGGGCCUUCGUGCUGGACGAGUGCCAGAACCUGAUGUUCUGGACCAACUGGAACGAGCAGCACCCCAGCAUCAUGCGAGCCACCCUCUCUGGCGCCAACGUCCUCAUCAUCAUCGACCAGGACAUACGGACGCCCAACGGGUUGGCCAUUGACCACAAGGCUGAGAAGAUUUACUUCUCUGAUGCCACCCUGGACAAGAUCGAGCGCUGCGAAUACGACGGCUCCAAUCGCCAUGUGAUCCUGAAGUCGGAGCCUGUGCACCCCUUUGGCCUGGCCGUGUACGGGGAUUACAUCUUCUGGACGGACUGGGUGCGCCGGGCCGUGCAACGCGCCAACAAAUACGUGGGCACCGACAUGAAACUGCUGCGUGUGGACAUCCCCCAGCAGCCCAUGGGCAUCAUCGCCGUGGCCAACGACACCGACAGCUGCGAGCUGUCCCCAUGCCGGGUGAACAACGGCGGCUGCCAGGACCUGUGUCUGCUCACCCCCAAGGGCCACGUCAACUGCUCGUGCCGCGGGGAGCGGGUCCUGCAGGAGGACCUGACCUGCAAAGCUGUGAAUUCCACCUGCAACGUGGACGAGUUUGAGUGCGGGAACGGCGACUGCAUCGACUUCAGCCGCACCUGCGACGGCGUCGUGCACUGCAAGGACAAGUCGGACGAGAAGCAGUCCUACUGCAGCAGCCGCAAGUGCAAGAAGGGGUACCUGCACUGCAUGAACGGGCGCUGCGUCGCCAGUCGCUACUGGUGUGACGGCGUGGACAACUGCGGGGACAACUCGGACGAGGUGCCCUGUAACAGUGAGUGUCUGCCUGGCACCCGGCCAGCCCCCGCCAGGGCUCCGUCAGCUGCCUGGGACAGGGACAGCGGCUCCAGGAGGGACUUACCGUCAGCUUCAGUGUACAACAACACCUGUGACGAGCGGGAGUUCAUGUGCGGGAACCGGCAGUGCAUCCCCAAACACUUCGUCUGCGACCACGACGACGACUGCGGUGACGGCUCUGACGAGUCCCCGGAAUGUGAGUAUCCCACCUGCGGCCCCCACGAGUUCCGCUGUCAGAACGGCCGCUGCCUCAGCAACCGGCAGUGGGAAUGCGAUGGGGAGUUCGACUGCCACGACCACUCGGACGAGGCGCCCAAGAACCCGCGCUGCAGCAGCCCAGAAAACAAAUGCAACGACUCCUUCUUCCUCUGCAAGAAUGGGAAUUGCAUCUCCGAGGCGCUGCUCUGCGACAACAACAACGACUGCGCCGACGGCUCUGACGAGCUCAACUGCUUCAUCAACGAGUGCCUCAACAAGAAACUGAGUGGUUGCUCCCAGGAGUGUGAGGACCUCAAGAUUGGGUACAAGUGCAGAUGCCGUCCCGGGUUCCGGCUGAAGGACGACGGGAAGACGUGCAUCGACAUCGAUGAGUGCUCCACCACCUACCCCUGCAGCCAGAAGUGCAUCAACACCCUGGGCAGCUACAAGUGCCUCUGCAUUGAGGGCUACAAGCUCAGACCUGACAACCCCACCAGCUGCAAGGCUGUCACAGAUGAAGAGCCUUUCCUCAUCUUCGCCAACCGCUACUAUCUGAGGAAGCUCAACCUGGACGGCUCCAACUACACUCUGCUGAAGCAGGGGCUGAACAACGCCGUGGCUCUGGAUUUUGACUACCGGGAGCAGAUGAUCUACUGGACAGAUGUCACCACGCAGGGCAGCAUGAUCCGCCGCAUGCACAUCAACGGCAGCAACGUCCAGGUCCUUCACCGCACGGGGCUCAGCAACCCCGACGGGCUGGCUGUGGACUGGGUGGGAGGAAACCUGUACUGGUGUGACAAGGGCCGGGACACCAUCGAGGUGUCGAAGCUCAACGGCGCCUACCGCACCGUGCUGGUCAACUCGGGCCUGCGUGAGCCUCGCGCGCUCGUGGUGGACGUGCAGAACGGCUACCUCUACUGGACGGACUGGGGGGACCACUCUCUGAUCGGGAAGAUCGGCAUGGACGGCACCAACCGCAGCGUCAUCGUGGACACCAAGAUCACGUGGCCCAACGGCCUCACCCUCGACUACAUCAACAGCCGGAUCUACUGGGCCGACGCCCGCGAGGAUUACAUCGAGUUCGCCAGCCUGGACGGCUCCAACCGGCACACGGUGCUGAGCCAGGACAUCCCGCACAUCUUCGCGCUCACCCUCUUCGAGGAUUUCAUCUACUGGACGGACUGGGAGACCAAGUCCAUCAACCGGGCCCAUAAGACGACGGGAGCCAACAAGACGCUGCUGAUCAGCACCUUGCACCGGCCCAUGGACAUCCACAUCUACCACCCCUACCGCCAGCCCGACGUUCCCAACCAUCCCUGCAAGACCAACAACGGCGGCUGCAGCAACCUGUGCCUGCUCUCGCCGGGCGGGGGCCACAAGUGUGCCUGUCCCACCAACUUCUACCUGGGCAGCGAUGGCAAAACCUGCGUGUCCAACUGCACAGCCAGCCAGUUUGUCUGCAAGAACGACAAGUGCAUCCCUUUCUGGUGGAAAUGCGACACCGAGGACGACUGCGGGGACCGGUCGGACGAGCCGGAGGAUUGCCCUGAGUUCAAGUGCCGGCCAGGGCAGUUCCAGUGCUCCACAGGGAUCUGCACCAACCCCGCCUUCAUCUGCGACGGCGACAACGACUGCCAGGACAACUCCGACGAGGCCAACUGUGACAUCCACGUCUGCCUGCCCAGCCAGUUCAAGUGCACCAACACCAACCGCUGCAUCCCCGGCAUCUUCCGCUGCAACGGGCAGGACAACUGCGGGGACGGCGAGGACGAGAAGGACUGUCCGGAGGUGACCUGUGCCCCCAACCAGUUCCAGUGUGCCAUCACCAAGCGCUGCAUCCCCCGUGUCUGGGUCUGUGACCGUGACAACGACUGCGUGGACGGCUCCGAUGAACCUGCCAACUGCACCCAAAUGACCUGUGGUGUGGACGAGUUCCGGUGCAAGGACUCGGGCCGGUGCAUCCCGGCACGCUGGAAGUGUGACGGGGAGGACGACUGUGGGGAUGGAUCCGAUGAGCCCAAGGAGGAAUGCGACGAGCGCACGUGUGAGCCGUACCAGUUCCGCUGCAAGAACAACCGCUGUGUGCCGGGCCGCUGGCAGUGCGACUACGACAACGACUGCGGGGACAACUCUGACGAGGAGAGCUGCACACCCCGGCCCUGCUCCGAGAGCGAGUUCUCGUGUGCCAACGGCCGCUGCAUCGCGGGCAGGUGGAAAUGUGACGGGGACCACGACUGCGCCGACGGCUCCGACGAGAAAGACUGCACCCCCCGCUGCGAGCUGGACCAGUUCAAGUGCAAGAACGGGCACUGCAUCCCCAUGCGCUGGCGCUGCGACGCCGACGCCGACUGCAUGGACGGCAGCGACGAGGAGAACUGCGGCACCGGGGUUCGCACGUGUCCCCUGGACGAGUUCCAGUGCAACAACACCCUGUGCAAGCCCCUGGCCUGGAAGUGCGAUGGGGAGGACGAUUGUGGGGACAACUCGGACGAGAAUCCCGAGGAGUGCUUGAAAUUCCAGUGUCCCCCCAACAGACCGUUCCGCUGCAAGAACGACCGGGUGUGUCUGUGGAUCGGUCGACAGUGUGACGGCAUCGACAACUGUGGAGAUAACACGGAUGAGAAGGACUGCGAGUCACCCACAGCCAAGCCCAAGAGCUGCAGCCAGGACAAGAACGAGUUCCUGUGUGGGAACAAGAAGUGCAUCAGCGCCAACCUCCGCUGCAACUUCUUCGAUGACUGCGGAGACGGCUCCGAUGAGGAAUCCUGCUCCCACGAGCACAAGUCAUACGACUGCAUGACCAAUACCACCAUGUGUGGGGAUGAGGCCCAGUGCGUCCAGUCCCGGUCAGCCUCAUACUGCACCUGCCGCAGAGGCUUCCAGAAGGUUCCAGACAAGAAUUUUUGCCAAGACAUCAACGAGUGCCUGCGCUUUGGGACCUGCUCCCAGCUCUGCAACAACACCAAGGGCUCCCACGUCUGCAGCUGCAGCAAGAACUUCAUGAAGACGGACAACAUGUGCAAGGCGGAAGGCUCCGAGCACCAGAUCCUCUACAUCGCUGACGACAACAAGAUCAGGAGCAUGUACCCCUUCAACCCCAACUCAGCCUACGAGCCAGCCUUCCAGGGCGAUGAGAAUGUGCGCAUCGACGCCAUGGACAUCUACGUCAAGGGCAACAAGAUCUACUGGACCAACUGGCACACGGGCCGGAUCUCGUACCGGGAGCUGCCCGCCUCCUCCUCCGCCUCCACCGCCUCCAACCGCAACCGGCGCCAGAUCGACGGCGGCGUCACCCACCUGAACAUCUCAGGGCUGAAGAUGCCACGGGGAAUCGCCAUCGAUUGGGUGGCUGGGAACAUCUACUGGACGGACUCGGGGCGGGACGUCAUCGAGGUGGCACAGAUGAAGGGCGAGAACCGCAAGACGCUGAUUUCGGGGAUGAUCGAUGAGCCCCACGCCAUCGUGGUUGAUCCACUGCGGGGGUGAGGGACUUGAGCCUUCGUCCAAUCCCUCUGGGUAGCCCUCAGCACACUCCCCUCACCAGAAGCCCCCCCAUGUGUCCCAGUGUCACUCUCUGUCUUCUCGAGUUGCUCCAGA
Messenger RNA from Cyanistes caeruleus (blue tit), 10785 nucleotides. The record is from RefSeq and is a predicted model, not a curated record. Lineage: Eukaryota; Metazoa; Chordata; Aves; Passeriformes; Paridae.